CCAUACCACAGACUGAGUGAAGAAAAAGGAUGGGUUCAUAUUCCCCUACCAAUAUUCCAUCAGAGCCACCGCAACGCCGCCAUGUUGUUCUGUUCCCUUUCAUGUCCAAAGGACACACCAUCCCACUCCUCCACCUCUCCCGCCUCCUCCUCUCCCGCGGCCUCAACGUAACCGUCUUCACCACCCCGGCCAACCGCCCCUUCAUCGACCAAUUCCUCUACGGCACCACCGCCGCCUCCGUCGUAGACAUCCCUUUCCCUCAAAACAUCCACCCCGAAAUCCCCGCCGGCGUCGAGAGCACCGACAAGCUCUCCUCCGUCGACGAACGCCUCUUCUACCCCUUCGCGCUCGCCACAAGACACAUGCAAGCUGACUUCGAGAAAGCUCUAGGCUCUCUUCCACGUGUCAGCUUCAUGGUUUCCGACUCCUUCCUCUGGUGGACGCUAGACUCUGCCACCAAGUUCGGCUUCCCGAGGCUCGCCUUCUACGGCUUCAACAACUACGCCGGCUCCGUGACCAGAUUCGUAGCCCAGAAUGGCCUCCUCCACGGCCCGGAGUCCGAUAACGAGUUAAUCACGCUGACUCGGUUUCCUUGGAUCAAAAUUACCAAAGAGGACUUCGGUUCUUCUUUCAGAAACCAUAGUCCUGAAGGCUCGGAGUUUCUCAUGAACGUCGUGGGAGCCGUCGUUAACAGCUUCGCCGUUGUCACAAACAGCUUCUAUGAGCUCGAACCAGUCUUCGUCGACUGCUGGAACACCGAGUCUUCGCCCAAGUCAUGGAAUGUGGGACCACUCUGCCAGCUGAAACCUAAAUCAGUACUCCAAGAUGACAAGCCUGUCUGGAUUGAAUGGCUAGACAAGAAGAAGGUUGAAGGGAGCCGUGUUUUGUACGUGGCAUUUGGAACUCAAGCGGUGAUCUCAUCGGAGCAGCUUCAAGAGAUAGCAAAUGCGUUGGAGAAGUCGGACGUCAACUUUCUGUGGGUGAUAAGGAAGAAAGAGAGCUAUACUUGGUGGGACUCGGAGUUCGAGGAGAGGGUGAGAGGGAGAGGGAUGGUGGUCAGCGAGUGGGUUGACCAGACGGAGAUACUCAACCACGAGAGCGUGGAGGGUUUUUUGAGUCAUUGCGGGUGGAACUCGGCGAUGGAGGCCAUUUGCGCCGGAAUGCCGAUUCUGGCGUGGCCGAUGAUGGCGGAGCAGCCGCUGAAUGCGAGGAUGGUGGUGGAGGAGAUAAAGGUUGGUUUGAGAGUAGAGACGUGCGACGGGUCGGUUAGGGGGUUUGUGAAGGCGGAGAGGCUUGAGAAGAUGGUGAAGAAGUUGAUGGAGGGGGAGGAGGGGGAGGUGGUGAGGAAGAAGGUGAAGGAGGUUGGUGAGGUGGCGAGGAAGGCUGUGGAGGAGGGCGGGUCCUCGUGGCGGACGUUGGGGUUGCUCAUUGAUGAGGUAUGCAGUAAAGAAAACUAGUCAGUCGUUAUUAAUGGUUUUCAUUGUCUAUGUAAUAAUGAGGUCGCGGGUAAGGAAUUCCUGGUCGUUAGGAAUUAAUUCUCGAGUCUCUGCAAUUGAAGGAACCUAGAAUAAAUCAGAAACGAUAUGGACCAUUUAUGGUUCUUGUUCACCGGAAAUGGUUACGCAAUUCCAACCUGACAGGAAUGACUGUUACAUCAAAAAUGUUAAUUUUCAUGAUCAGAGUCCAGAUCAUUUUCUUGGAAUAUGCUUUUCUUUUUCAACAAAAGAAAAAAAAAAUUUCUUGUAAUGAAUUCAAGGGUAUUUAAGAGCCCAAAGACAUAUGCCUGUAUCACAUAAA
Messenger RNA from Rosa chinensis, 1797 nucleotides. Its product is annotated as UDP-glycosyltransferase 90A1. Gene Ontology annotation, molecular function: UDP-glycosyltransferase activity. The transcript has a single exon. Lineage: Eukaryota; Viridiplantae; Streptophyta; Magnoliopsida; Rosales; Rosaceae. The coding region runs from base 30 to 1457 and encodes 475 amino acids. The record is from RefSeq and is a predicted model, not a curated record.